UCCGCGCCGCGCUCCGCUCCCUCCGCCCCGCUCGCACUGUUUGGGAGCAACCGGCCGAGCCAGCGGCGCCCCGGCCCCGCCAGAGCAGCGAGGCCCCGCGGACCGGCCCUCGCUCAGCCCCGGCGCGCAUCCCCGGCGCUCUCCCCUCUCGUCAUGUCCCUCAAGCAAGCGGCGGCGGCGACGCAGGCCGCCGGCAACAACCGCAAGCCCCCCGGCGGCGGCGGCCCCGGCCUCCCGUCAGCCGCGGGCGGCGGGAGGCAGAACAUGGGCAGAGGUCGCAGCAGUGGUAAAGGACCGCCUCAGCCUACGAUUUCUUUUGACGGCAUCUAUGCAAACAUGAGAAUGGUUCACAUACUUACAUCUGUUGUUGGAUCCAAAUGUGAAGUACAGGUGAAAAAUGGUGGUAUAUAUGAAGGAGUUUUUAAAACCUACAGUCCUAAGUGUGAUUUAGUGCUUGAUGCUGCUCAUCGGAAAACUGCAGAAUCCAGUUUGGGGCCAAAACGUGAAGAUAUACUAGAGAGUAUCUUGUUCAAGUCUUCAGAUUUUGUUAUGGUGCAUUUUAAGGAUAUGGAUACCAAUUAUGCGAGAAGAGAUGCUUUUACUGAUUCAGCCAUCAGUGCUAAAGUAAAUGGUGAACACAAGGAAAAGGAUCUUGAACCAUGGGAUGGAGGAGAGACCACCACUUCUGAGGAGCUGGAGGCAUUAGAGACAGAUGUUUCUAAUGGAUGGGAUCCCAAUGACAUGUUUCGUUACAAUGAAGAAAAUUAUGGUGUAGUAUCAACUUAUGACAGCAGUUUAUCUUCUUAUACGGUGCCAUUAGAAAGAGAUAAUUCAGAAGAGUUUUUAAAACGGGAAGCCAGAGCAACUCAAUUAGCAGAGGAAAUUGAAUCAAGUGCCCAAUACAAAGCUCGGGUUGCCUUGGAAAAUGAUGAAAGAACAGAAGAAGAGAAAUAUACUGCUGUUCAGAGAAGUGCUAAUGAACGAGAAGGACAUGGUGUGAACACUAGAGAAAACAAAUACAUUCCACCUGGACAGAGGAACAGAGAUGUCAUGUCCUGGGGAAGUGGAAGACAAAACUCACCAAGAAUGGGCCAGUCUGGAUCAGGCCCACCAAUUUCAAGAUCUGGAUCCCAUACUUCAGAAUUCAGCCCUAACUCUGGAGCAGAUCAAAGAGUAGUUAAUGGAGGUGUUCCCUGGCCAUCGCCUUGCCCAUCUCCUUCCUCUCGCCCACCUUCUCGCUACCAGUCAGGUCCCAACUCUCUUCCACCUCGGGCAGCCACCCCUACACGGCCGCCCUCCAGGCCCCCCUCGCGGCCCUCCAGGCCCCCGUCUCACCCCUCUGCUCAUGGUUCUCCAGCUCCUGUCUCUACUAUGCCUAAACGCAUGUCUUCAGAAGGGCCUCCACGGAUGUCUCCUAAGGCACAACGGCACCCUCGAGGUCACAGAGUCUCUACUGGUAGGGGUACAAUUUCAAGUGGCUUAGAAUUUGUAUCUCAUAAUGCACCAGGGGAAGCAUCUACUACUGCAGUGGCACGAGGCAGCCCUUCAGGUGGGACGUGGUCAUCAGUUGUCAGUGGGGUUCCAAGAUUAUCCCCUAAAACACACAGGCCUAGGUCUCCAAGGCAGAGCAGCACUCCCACGGGCCCAGCUCUGCCUUCUCCUCAGCCUGGUACUAUUCCCACUGAAUCUGUUGCCAUGCCUGUUCCAGCUGCCUCUCCUACACCUGCCAGUCCUGCAUCCAACAGAGCAGUUACCCCUUCCAGUGAAGCUAAAGAUACCAGGCUUCAGGACCAGAGGCAAAACUCUGCAACUGGAAACAAGGAGAAUAUAAAGCCAAGUGAGACUUCUCCUAGCUUUCCUAAACCUGAAAACAAAGGUGUAUCUCCAAUUGUUUCAGAACAUAGAAAACAGAUUGAUGAUUUAAAGAAGUUUAAGAAUGACUUUAGGUUACAGUCAAGUUCCUCUUCAGAUGCAGUGGAUCAGCUGCUAAACAAAACCCGAGAAGGUGAAAAAACAAGAGAUGUAGUGAAAGAAAAGACAGAAUCAACCCCUAAAGAAUCUAUGAUAGAAACUGGCAGUAGUACUAACUCUAAUGGUGGCAGUAGCAAACCUAAUAGUCCAAGUAUUUCUCCUUCGAUAAGUAGCAGCUCCGAGCAAAAGCGAGGGCCUGAGGUAACUUCACAAGGUGUACAGACAUCUGGGCCUGGAAGUAAACAAGAGAAAGAGGAUAAAGAAGAGAAGAAGGAUACCUCUGAGCAAGUUAGAAAAUCAACACUUAAUCCUAAUGCAAAAGAGUUCAACCCUCGAUCUUUUGCUCAACCGAAACCUUCUACUACACCAACCUCCCCUCGUCCGCAAGCUCAGCCCAGCCCCUCCAUGGUGGGUCAUCAGCAGCCAACUCCUGUGUACACUCAGCCUGUUUGUUUUGCACCAAAUAUGAUGUACCCGGUUCCAGUGAGUCCAGGCGUGCAGCCUUUGUAUCCUAUUCCCAUGACGCCCAUGCCAGUGAACCAAGCCAAGACAUAUAGAGCAGGUAAAGUACCAAAUAUGCCACAGCAACGGCAAGACCAACAUCAUCAGAGCACCAUGAUGCACCCUGCCUCAGCAGCAGGCCCUCCAAUUGUAGCUACGCCACCUGCUUACUCAACACAAUAUGUUGCAUAUAGUCCCCAACAAUUUCCUAAUCAGCCUCUUGUGCAGCAUGUGCCACACUACCAAUCUCAGCAUCCUCAUGUUUAUAGCCCUGUAAUACAGGGCAACGCUAGGAUGAUGGCACCACCAGCACACGCACAGCCUGGUUUAGUAUCUUCUUCUGCAACACAGUAUGGUGCGCAUGAGCAGACGCAUGCUAUGUAUGUAGGAUGCCAGUGACCAAGAUGAGAUUUCAACCUGGGAGCUGCUAAAGAAUAUCUGCUGAAAGAAGUUUGUUGGAGUUCUCUUGAUGCUCUUUGACACAACAUCCCUUGAUUGUUUCUUCAUUAUAAUUAGAACUUGUUUUAUUGCAAGGCUACGACCUCAGUUUCCAAACUCGCCUUUAGUCCUGACAACUAGUGAAAUGCUGUCUUUAUGAUACUACUGGCGUUAUUAACAGUAUGAACACUGCUGUUGAAGCAAAAUAAAACAUGUGUUGCUUACCUUUCUUUUUUGGUAAGUCAAGAAUAAGCCUAUGAAACAGCUCGUGUGUUGCUCUGACUUUGACAAUUAGCCUGCAGCGUUAUCAGGUGGGCUUCUUUCACUUACAGUGAAGUGCUGUGGAUUACCUUGUUACAGAGUGAAAUGUGAAAGAAGUCCUAAAGUGUUAUAAAUGUGUGAUAACUCAAUGCCCAAGUCAGGGGAAGCAGCUCACUGCAAAACAUGCCACUUGAAAGAGGUAGAAUCAAGGUUGCUAGAAGGCUUGGAAAUUGUCAUAAAAUGUCAAAACAGCAGAUGGUCUCUUGAAACAAAAACCAAACCCCCAUGGCAUUUCAAUACUUGUUACAGCAUCUGAGGAAGACUUUUAUUGGGUCACUUAUAUUAUUGACUUAGAUUCUAAUAAAAGAUUUUCUGUACCUUUAGACAUCUCUGUAUGUUUUCCCGUGCUUAGUUUUACACUGCUGCUUAAUGGAAGUCCAUGAUGUGUCGUGAAAACUCACAAGGCUGAGAGGCUGAAGGGUAGUGUGAAAUGAAUUCUGAUUUUGACGAGUCUGUGUCCUCCUCCCCAUGUGAAAGCAUCCUGUCAGAUCCCUGCAGUGGGAUGCUAACGUGCCUAAGAAACCAAAAUGAGAGAGAGAAAACCCUUUUUGACACUUGGAGGAAGAACGUUUCGGCUCAUUGGUGCUGAAGCUGAAAUGGAAGUUACUUGUAGACAUGAAGCCUUUCUCUCACAGGUCCUUGCUCAUUGUAUUACUUUGAUCUUUUCGACUCUUGUGCUUGAGGUGUCCCUGUAAACAGAUCUUCUGUUUGCUUUUUCAUUGGAUUAAAUAGAAUUCCGAUGAAGUGAACGAUCAAAGGCUUUCAGACCUUUAUUGGUGAAAACUUGCCUCUUAAAUCCUAAUGAAAAUAAAACCAAACAUGAGAUAAUCUGUGAUUCACAAUGGUUGCAUGUGACUUCCUAGCAAUUUCCCAUUGUGCACCAUCCUUAUCUUCUGUAACCAGGGGGUUCUACGGCAUUGAAGGACCAACUCGUUCCCUUGGUUGGCUUUGAUCAGAUGCCUGUGUAGUUUUUUUCACUGAUAUUCUGACUUAACAACUGUUAGAUGUCAUUUUGUGUUGGUUUUGCAGCUUGCCUGUUGUAGGUAUGUGACUACCUACCAGUGCAAACAACUAAGUUGGGUCAAAUUGGAGAACUCUUUGCUAUGUGCUGCCAUGUAAUUAGAUGCUGCUUCUCCAAGAGCACCUAAUUUAACAGAAAGUGCAUGUCCCUCCUGUGUUCUUUCAAGUAGCUACUUGCUGACUCUUCCAAAUAUUCUCCCACCUUCCCAGUAAAUGAUCAAGUGCUUUAAAUUCCUGUUACUGAAACCAUUCAGCCCAGCUGAAUCAUGAACUCCAUAGGAGACACUUUUGUUCUUGCCAUGUGCAGACACGUUUAUUGCCUAGUGAACGUGAAUUGGCUCAAAUGUACCCUUAACCUACAAAGUUUACAGUUAGCUGCACAUGAAAUGACUUCUGAUGUAGUGCAGCACUGUCUCAAAGCAGAGUUUUCACAAGUCUUCCACGUGCUGAGUGCUUCAAGACCUUGCCUAGAUGGAUUGUGGUUCCUCAGUGUGUCCACCUGUAACGUAUUCACUUCAGCUUCCACUUACUGAUACGUGAAGGCUUGGGAGAAAUGCAGGAAUGCUUGAGGUGAUAGAUGUAAGCUGCUUCUGGAGCACAUUGUUAAACAGCAACGCCCUGGAAUCAUUCACAUCUGAUGGAAUGACUAUAAGAAAGUGUCAGUAACUUAUGUCCUGUGUUUGGGGAGUCUGAUGUUUACCCAUGGUAGCUUUGAACUGAUUACACCAACGCACAUUGAUUCUGGUCCUGUCUUAAAACUGAUUGGGAAGUACAGAGUAACAGCUUCCUGAGAAGCAACAACCACUGCUGCUUUUGAUUUUUGGAGCACGUGCUCAAAGGAGUUCCCAGAUUUCCUUUUGGCUCUUUACAACUGCUCUCCAAUUUUGUACAGAAAACCUAUUAUUAUAUAUUCUUUAAUUGCCCUUUUCCCUGUCGAUACCAGGAUUCAGUGGGCUCUGCUGCCCUUCAGUCCUUCAAGGUUACUAGUGCUUGCUUUGAGAGAAUUCUUGCAAAAUUCACCCAGAUUCUUUUCCUGCUUGUGUGAUAGAGAGAAGAUGUCUG
Molecule: messenger RNA, 5313 nt
Organism: Colius striatus (speckled mousebird)
Lineage: Eukaryota; Metazoa; Chordata; Aves; Coliiformes; Coliidae
Gene: ATXN2
Product: ataxin 2
Exons: 21
Coding region: 154-2871 (905 amino acids)
Biological process (GO): cytoplasmic stress granule assembly
Cellular component (GO): cytoplasmic stress granule
Molecular function (GO): RNA binding
Source: RefSeq, a predicted model, not a curated record